UAGUAGCAAGAUCGCGAUACAGGACAUUAGCAUUUAGCAGCAAGCUGAGUUAGCUAGCUAGCUAGGUUAGUGAGCGCAGUUAGCUAACGGCCUGGCUACACGCCAAAUAGCUAGCUAUUUAUAUGUUGGUAGAGGAAACAUUAUAACCAUUUUUUGCAACAUAUUACAACUAGGUUGGAUAACUGUAUUAAUUUUGUGGUUUGCAAUUGUGAAGCCAGAGAUUUAUACCGGCAGUCAAACAAAGCAACAUGGAUUUUUUCUUCGACGACCUGCCAUCCACUUCUCAGUCUACUCCCCAGAGCGGACAUGAAGAUUCACAGCUGACAGAAGACAUGGACCCAGAUUCAUCAAGAGGGAAGUCUUCAAACACAAGCAUGACUGACACUCAAGGGCAGCACACCUGCUCCAAUAUAGAUGACAUCAGCAGGAGAGUACAGGAACUUGUGGAAAAGAUAAACGACAACCGCACCAGUGACCAGAAAGUGAUGGACAGCUUCCAGGAGAAGUUAGUGCAGAAGGUGACAGAGAUGUGUCGGCAAAUGAAAGAGCACAUGUACACAGUCUAUGAAGAGAACAGUAAUGAGAUGCAGGUGAAGCUGCAGGUGUUGUCUGAGGUGCUGGAGAGCUGCACUAAGCUCAACAGUGAGCUGAUAGAGGCCAACCAGGCGCUGGCAAGUCUCAGAGGGGGCCUGGCCAUUAACCAGACAUCAGAACCCUGACAAACUAGCUAAUGUCCAUAUUGUAUUUGAACUAGUUUUGAACUACCGGUAGUUUGUAUUCUUUUGUUUAUUAUGUUGAGUAUUCAGAAUAGUUGACUUAAAUAGGAUUACGACUUUUGGUUUCCUUUCUGUUCUUCCUCCUUUUUCAAGAAUAGACUGUAGACUACUCCUAGGUUUUUAGGCCAGUUAGUUGAGGUUACAGCUCAUGAUUGCAGUCUCAGAAAA
Molecule: messenger RNA, 944 nt
Organism: Etheostoma cragini (Arkansas darter)
Lineage: Eukaryota; Metazoa; Chordata; Actinopteri; Perciformes; Percidae
Gene: syce2
Product: synaptonemal complex central element protein 2
Exons: 5
Coding region: 249-719 (156 amino acids)
Biological process (GO): synaptonemal complex assembly
Cellular component (GO): central element
Source: RefSeq, a predicted model, not a curated record